Protopolystoma xenopodis is the source of this 483-nucleotide messenger RNA. NCBI's taxonomy places the organism in Eukaryota, Metazoa, Platyhelminthes, Monogenea, Polystomatidea, Polystomatidae. The record is from the annotation of a GenBank genome assembly.
AUGGCGAUAUUCAUUGACGAUGCCGGAGAAACGUCUGGGAAUGUACCACGUCCACGGUCCUACUCUGGAAAUGAUCAUGCAUACAAUGGACUCUGGACUAGUUGCGUCCCUGUUGCCAAAGUAGUGAUGGACGACUCUGAGAUGGAUGGAUGGGUCUUUGCGCUAGGUCGGCGCCGAAGACUUCUGGGACUGCAAAAGGAACACUUCGAUUUGGCCACAUAUUGCCCUGGUGCACCUAUUCCUAUUCACCACCUUAGCAAUUGUGAAUUUAUUUCUUUUGGAGGCAGUUCCUACAGCCGGAGUUCUACUGUUUCCGGUGGUGCUACUGGAUCCGGGGACUCUAGUGUCAGUAUCGGUGGGAACACUGGCAGUGGUGGUUCGAAGACUGCUGCUUCUUCUGAUGCCUUUUGUGUUUUAAGCGAGUCCUCUGAAGUUACUGCUGCUCUUCUUAAUCCUAAAGUAAGCAUGGAACGGAAGCUCUAA